Messenger RNA from Lolium rigidum, 1033 nucleotides. RefSeq names its product calcium-binding protein CBP-like. The transcript is spliced from 7 exons. Lineage: Eukaryota; Viridiplantae; Streptophyta; Magnoliopsida; Poales; Poaceae. The record is from RefSeq and is a predicted model, not a curated record. Gene Ontology annotation, molecular function: calcium ion binding. Bases 16 to 945 code for a protein of 309 amino acids.
AAACCCCAAUUCCCCAUGGCCGGCUACCCCCCACCCCCCGGCUCCGGCUACCCCUACGGAGCCGCCGGCGGCUACGGUGCCCCAGCGCCCUACGGCCAGAAGCCCCCCAAGGAAGGAAAGACCUCCGCUUCCGACCCCUACCACGGCGGUCCACCCCCGCAGCAGCAGCCUUACGGCGGUUACGGCGGCGGCGGCUACGGAGCCCCAGCGCCGCCCUACGGCCAGAAGCCCCCCAAGGAAGGCAAGGCCUCGUCCGGCUCCGACCCCUACCACGGCGGCCCGCCCCCGCAGCAGCAGCCUUACGGCGGCUACGGAGCCCCGCCCGCCGGGCAGCAGCAGCCCUACGGCGCCCCUCCGCCCUCGUCGUACGGCGGCGGCGGCGGCUACGGGAGCCCGUUCGCGGCGCUCGUGCCGUCCGCGUUCCCGCCCGGGACCGACCCCAACAUCGUCGCCUGCUUCCAGGCGGCGGACCGCGACGGCAGCGGCAUGAUCGACGACAAGGAGCUGCAGUCCGCGCUCUCCGGCUACAGCGGAUUCAGCCUCCGCACCGUCCACCUACUCAUGUAUCUCUUCACCAACACUAACGUCCGCAAGAUCGGGCCCAAGGAGUUCACUUCUGUGUUUUACAGUCUUCAGAACUGGAGGGGUAUAUUUGACAGGUUUGACCGUGACCGAAGUGGAAAAAUUGAUGCACCAGAGCUGCGUGAUGCUCUUCUCGAUCUGGGAUAUUCAGUUUCCCCAACUGUGCUAGAUUUGCUUGUAUCUAAAUUUGACAAGACUGGGGGCAAGAACAAAGCUGUCGAAUAUGACAACUUCAUUGAAUGCUGCCUCACAGUGAAGGGUCUGACCGAGAAAUUCAAGGAGAAGGACAUGGCGUACUCGGGGUCUGCAACUUUCGGUUACGAGGCGUUCAUGCUCACCGUGCUCCCUUUCCUCAUCGCAUGAUUCACCUGUGGUGGUUCAGGGCUGAGCUUAAUAAGGCUGGCGAGUUACUGUAUUGUAAUGGUUAUACCUGUUGCUAUAGCUGUUAUUG